CCUGUUGAGGGGAAGCGUUGUCAGGGAGAACGAGGAGGCUGCGUGGUCAGGGUAUCUCUCUGGAGCAGAUCCUGUGGCCGCAGACCACAGAGGAAAAUCCCAGUUAUAUCAUCAGCUGUCUCAGCCAAGCCCCCCUGGCUUUUGUUGCCAUCCCUGCAGGCAAAGCGUGGGGCUCUCAUCUGCUGACAAAGGCAGCAGGGGAGCCAUGAGGAAGUUGUACGUGGUGGUGACCCUGGUGGGUGUGGCCAUAGUGCUCAUCCUCAUCAUCAGCCUAUGCCUUUGGCUGCCCUCAGCCUCCAAGUCAAACAACCAUGUCUAUCCCAGGGCAGCCGUGGCCACAGACGCCAAGCAUUGCUCGGAGAUUGGGAGGGAUGUGCUGGAGGACGGCGGCUCGGCUGUGGAUGCUGCUAUCGCAGCCCUGCUGUGCGUGGGACUCCUGAAUGUCCACAGCAUGGGCAUCGGGGGCGGCCUGUUCCUCACCAUCUACAACAGCACCACACGAAAAGUUGAGAUCAUCAAUGCCCGCGAGGUGGCCCCAGGGCUGGCCUCUGACAACAUGUUCAACAGCUCGGAGCAGUCACAGACAGGGGGGCUGUCGGUAGCGGUUCCUGGUGAGCUCCGUGGCUACCAGCUGGCCCACCAGCGGCACGGGCGGCUGCCCUGGGCCCGCCUCUUCCAGCCCAGCAUCCAGCUGGCCCUCCAGGGCUUCCCUGUGGGGAAGGGCUUGGCAGCAGCCCUGAAAAAGAACCAGGCCAUCAUCGAGCAGAAGACUGAGCUGUGUGAGGUGUUUUGCCACAACGGGAAGGUGCUGCAGGAGGGGGACAUAGUGACCAUGCCACGGCUGGCCGAAACGUACAAGACGCUGGCCUCGGAGGGAGCCCAGGCCUUCUACAAUGGGAGCCUCACAGCCCAGAUUGUCAAGGACAUCCAGGCAGCUGGGGGCAUUGUGACUGCCAAGGACCUGAACAACUACCGUGCGAACCUGAUAGAGAACCCCCUGAACAUCAGCCUUGGUGACAGCCAGCUCUACGUCCCCAGCGCCCCGCUCAGUGGGCCCGUGCUGGCUCUUAUCCUCAACAUCCUCAAGGGGUACAACUUCUCCCGGGCGAGUGUGGAGACACCCGAGCAGAAGGGUCUGACCUACCACCGCAUCGUGGAGGCCUUCCGGUUUGCCUAUGCCAAGAGGACCCUGCUUGGGGACCCCAAAUUUGUCAGUGUGAUGGAGGUGGUCCGCAACAUGAGCUCCGAGUUCUUUGCUGCUCAGCUCCGGGCCCGGAUCUCUGACAACACCACUCACCCGACCUCCUACUAUGAGCCUGAGUUCUACACGCCUGAUGACGGUGGCACUGCCCACCUGUCCGUGGUCGCAGAGGAUGGCAGCGCUGUAUCGGCCACCAGCACCAUCAACCUCUACUUUGGUUCCAAGGUACGAUCAAAUGUCAGCGGGAUCUUAUUCAAUGAUGAGAUGGAUGACUUCAGCUCCCCCAACAUCACCAACCAGUUUGGGGUGCCCCCCUCGCCAGCCAACUUCAUCAAACCAGGAAAGCAGCCGCUCUCGUCCAUGUGUCCGGCAAUCAUCGUGGGCCAGGAUGGCCGGGUCCGCAUGGUGGUGGGUGCCUCCGGGGGCACACAAAUCACCACGGCCACUGCGCUGGCCAUCAUCCAUAACCUAUGGUUUGGCUACGAUGUGAAACGGGCAGUAGAGGAACCCAGACUUCAUAACCAGCUUCUGCCCAACACCACGACGCUGGAGAAAGACAUUGACGAGGCAGUGACUGAGGCCCUGAAGAUGCGGCACCACAACACUGAGCUCACGUCCAACUUCAUCGCUGUGGUGCAGGCCAUUGUCCACACGGCUGGUGGCUGGGCAGCUGCCUCAGACUCCAGGAAAGGCGGGGAGCCUGCUGGCUACUGAGUGCUCAGGGCAGGCAAACCUAGGGAUGAGAUGCCUGCUGGGGGCAGAGUGGAACUUUGAGGGAUUUGCUUCCUCUGUGAGUGACAUAGCAGUGCAAUAAAUGGGGGUCGCAGCGUGAGGCUCUGGGCAGCCUCGCUGGCCCGGCUCCCAGAUCCCUGGA
Canis lupus familiaris (dog) is the source of this 2075-nucleotide messenger RNA. RefSeq names its product gamma-glutamyltransferase 1 (gene GGT1). Gene Ontology annotation, molecular function: glutathione gamma-glutamate hydrolase. Gene Ontology annotation, cellular component: plasma membrane. The transcript is spliced from 14 exons. Gene Ontology annotation, biological process: peptide modification; glutathione catabolic process; regulation of immune system process. Bases 206 to 1915 code for a protein of 569 amino acids. The record is from RefSeq and is a predicted model, not a curated record. NCBI's taxonomy places the organism in Eukaryota, Metazoa, Chordata, Mammalia, Carnivora, Canidae.